AUGAGCGACAGCACCCGGCUCAAGAGCACGGUCUACGUCGGUGGCCUCGACCAGACUGUGACGCAGCAGACCCUCGCAGAGGCUUUUGUCCCCUUCGGCGAAGUAGUCGACAUCUCGCUCCCCAAGCCGGAUGCGCCCAACUCCACCGACCAGCACCGGGGAUUCGGAUAUGUGGAAUUUGAUCUGCCACAAGAUGCCAAAGAGGCCAUCGACAACAUGGACGGCAGCGAGCUCUAUGGGCGCACAAUCAAGGUCGCGGCCGCGAAACCGCAAAAGGACACCAGCGAGGGACUGGGCAGCAAGACCGCCAUCUGGGAACAGGAGGGCUACCUGGCCAAACAUGCUGUUAACGAGGAGGAUCGGCAAGCAACCGAAGAGGCUCAGAAUGCAGGCAAUCUCCCGCAGGACCCCAUGCAGGGAUUGGAGCAGCUCGAUGUGGCUGGGCCGAAACCAGAAUGA
This is a messenger RNA of Penicillium lagena, 459 nucleotides long. RefSeq names its product RNA-binding protein. NCBI's taxonomy places the organism in Eukaryota, Fungi, Ascomycota, Eurotiomycetes, Eurotiales, Aspergillaceae. Bases 1 to 459 code for a protein of 152 amino acids. The transcript has 2 exons. Gene Ontology annotation, molecular function: RNA binding. The record is from RefSeq and is a predicted model, not a curated record.